AUACAGUAAUCAUAAGACUGAAAAUCAAGGCUCAAACUCAAAACAGCGAUAAGAAGUUAUAACGCUUGUGUCCUCUGAACAAUCAGUAUCAAUUAAUAUAGUAACUUUUAUUACUACAAUCAAGUGAACUUUUGGCAGUGUACAAUUAAGUAAAAUAAUAAAAUUAAAACAUGUACAAGUUCACAUUACGUCAAGAUACGUCUCAUUACAAUCACGAAGUAUCACGUGUAACUAUGAUAAGACGCGUCAUGCAGCGGGACUCAACAAACCAAGACCAUCAAAAUUUAGCCGAAGCAAACGAAAUAUAUAUGACUGCAAGGCAAAUACCUAGCUUUAUAGAACUUUUAGAAUCAGAUGAUGUUGACAGAAGAACUCAAUUAUGUAUUAGAGAAUUAAUAAAUAAGAGUGAGAACACAGAAAUGUUAGAGUAUCUUCGAGACAAUCGUGAUGAGUUUUUGCAACUAGCAAGCCGUGUAAUAAAAAAAAAUCCAAAAGAAACACUACAAGAGCACAUGUGUGCUACAUUAUGCCUAUUAGUUCGGUUAGUUUCCACUGAUGCGGAAGGAAUUAUUGAUUUAAUGGACAAUGACACAACCUUUGUUAAAGCAAUCAUAAAUCUCUUACAAUCAUACGAUGUGUACAGCAAUAAAGAUUUUGUGUAUUAUUUUUCCGCAUUUCUAAACGCAGUGUUGGACAGAAUUCAAACAAGGUUUGAAUCAAACUGGAAAAACCAUUUAUUAGAAUUGGGAAAUAAGAUAAACGAAGAACUGUCUUUGGAAACGCUUGAAAAUGUUGAAAGAGUUGCAGCAAUAUAUAGAGCUGAUAAUAUGCAUCCAACGCCGGAGUUUCAACAAAUAUCGGUCUAUUUACGCACUUUGCUUAAUCUGAAGUGUAUGCAGCUAACGCAAACGAACAAUGAUGUUCUGAGACAAAUAUUCGUAGUAAACGAAAUAUUUUUAAAACCACUUAUUAAAGUUGUGAUAAAAAUUUUUAGAAAACACAUAAAAGUUCAACAACAUGUUACUACUUUUUCUCAAUGGAUGUUCAUCGGAAGUUGGCUUUCGGUAACAAUAUUUAUAAGAAGACUCGAUUUAUAUAAUGUCGAAUCACUAAGAGAACCUAGCAAGUUGUUUCACGAAAAUAGUUCGAGUUUCUUGAAAACAAUGGAUAUUAUGUACAAAAUAUUGUCAGAAUUUACAAAUAUAGAACAAGACUCGAUUAACCUGUUUUAUCAAUCUAAGAUAAUAAUCGAAGCAGUUCGAAAAACUUCAGAACUACUUGUACUUUUUUGUGACAAUAUAGGUGUUCCACUGACGUUAACUAUCAUGUUACUAUCUAUAUUUUGUCACAUCGACAAACUACACAAUGAAACUUCAGAGGAUGAGAAAAAUAAACUUGUAGAAGACUACUUAAGUGAAUCAUUACUGUACUGGACUUUCAUUCUAGACAAAUGUUCCUGGCUACACAUCUUGGGGAUUUUGGAUUUAUGUCCUACCGACGUUCAAGUUUUUGUACUAAAAAAAGCAGUAAAUAGUUCUGUUUUACCCGUGCCAAGAAAAACACAGUUGAUGAAAGUUUACAAUUACUUACUGAUAUAAUUGUUAAAAAAAGGAUCAAUGUAUAUACUUGUUUAUAUACUUGUAUUUUUUCAUCUAUAUUCAAUAUUUAUCCUUUAUACGGUUUGUUUUCAUGUA
Pseudomyrmex gracilis is the source of this 1694-nucleotide messenger RNA. RefSeq lists its product as uncharacterized. NCBI's taxonomy places the organism in Eukaryota, Metazoa, Arthropoda, Insecta, Hymenoptera, Formicidae. The record is from RefSeq and is a predicted model, not a curated record. The transcript is spliced from 6 exons. The coding region runs from base 171 to 1598 and encodes 475 amino acids.